GGGUUCCUUCACCCGAGUCGUGUCUGUGUGCGAGCGGCUGUGGAAUGAAACAUAGAGCCUAAGUAGUUUCCACCGAAGCCCUGCAGUCCUCAGCGGCCACUCGCUGCUCGCUUUGUUCCACUCCCGUUGGGGGCGAUAGUGACCAAGGGGCGUGGCAUCCGGGGGAAGCCGAGGCUGGAAGCCGGAAACUGGGCGGCAAAGCCGCUGCCCCCGCAGGAGCUCCGAUGGCGCCACCCCCUGCCCCGCUGCUGGUGCCGAUGCCCGCGGAGAGCUGUCCUGGUUUCAGGAAGCCUGAGCUCGUGAGUUUCGCGGACGUGGCUGUGUACUUCUCCCCGCAUGAGUGGGGCUGUCUGCGGCCCGCGCAGAGAGCCCUGUACCGGGAUGUGAUGCGCGAGACCUACGGCCUCCUGGGCGCGCUCGGAUUCCCGGGCCCCAAACCAGCCCUCAUCUCUUGGAUGGAACAGGAGAGUGAGGCUUGGAGCCCCGCCGCCCAGGAUCCUGCGGAAGGGGAAAUUCUAGGAGGAGCUCUGAGAGGAGACACUUCAAAUGAGAAGGAGCAGGGCUCCGAGAGGCCAGCAGAGACUCCUGCUCAGUUGCAGUCUAAAGAGGUGGUUGAACAUAAGACUUACUCCAUGGCUACCAAGUCCUCUGCAGGAGUACAGCUACCUACGAAAGCGUCCCCAGGCCAGGUGGCUGACGCACAGCUUCCUGCCCCGGUAGCCAGCCCAGAUGUGCAGGCCAAGCAGCGUCGCCAUGUGUGUGUGGACUGUGGGCGCUGCUUCGCAUACCCCUCUUUACUAAUCAACCACCGUCGCUCACACUCAGGUGAGCGACCCUUCCCCUGCCCAGAGUGCGGCAUGCGAUUCAAGAGGAAGUUUGCAAUGGAAAGUCACAAAUGGAUCCACCGGUCCUGCUCAGGGGGACGUCGUGGCCGUAGGCCUGGGAUCCGGGCUGUGCCUGGAGCCCCAGUUCGAGGUGACUGGGAUCCACCAGUGCUUUUUCGGCACUAUCCAGACAUUUUUGAGGAGUGUGGGUGAUAGCCGGCUGCCUGCAUCUGGAGCAGAGCAUGAACUUGGCGCUAAGAAGCAACUGAGUCAAGACUUGGGAAAUGAAAUAUAUCACUUUGACUUUUCUCAAGUAUCCUUUAUAAAAUUGUAAAAAGAAAAGUGCCUGUAAAGAUUCAUGUAGAUUAAACCUGACACCUGCUCCCCUC
Molecule: messenger RNA, 1213 nt
Organism: Mesocricetus auratus (golden hamster)
Lineage: Eukaryota; Metazoa; Chordata; Mammalia; Rodentia; Cricetidae
Product: zinc finger protein 688
Exons: 3
Coding region: 225-1037 (270 amino acids)
Biological process (GO): regulation of DNA-templated transcription
Source: RefSeq, a predicted model, not a curated record